UGGCCGCCGCCUCCUCUGUUGGGGUGAGAGAAGAGUCUGUGUGUAUCAGCAGCCAAAGUUGUUAUCUCAGGGAUUGGUGUGAGAUCUGCUGGGCCGCACGCAGCUGAUUCAGGGUGAUACCAUGGAUCCAUCGGUUUGUGAGAGCUUGCUGACAGAUCUGUGCAACACCCAAAGGGUCUAUUUAUUUAGCCUUUGGAGGUUUAUUUAAAAUGCAUAUUUUCUUGAAAUGCCUUUGGUUUACUGAAUUGUUGAGAUCAGAUUAUCAAUAACUUAUAAUAAAAGUAGACAUCAUGGGUGUUUUUAUUUGUUUAUCCUGUAACAGUGUUCCUUCUCUUAAAACAUGGGUGUUGGUGCUUUCUCGGGAGAGUUGUUUUGAAGCGCUGAGGUAAACAUUUACCAACAUGUAGUUAGCUUAAUUCCAACAUGUGUGCAGCAGUGUCAGAUGCCAUUCUUUGCUGAGCGAUCACACUAGAUUUAGGAGGUAUGUGAAGAAUGCACAGUGGAAAAUCGCACAUCUUGGGUCUGAAUUCGGUGAGGGUUUACAUGUUCUCCAUACAGCCAACGGGACGAACCAUGUUUAAUGAGUAAGGUAGCUCUCUUGGAAGCAGUGAUAAAAGCAGGUGGUUAAACUCCUCUGGACUGAAUUGGAUCUGAUGUUCUGAGUGUCCGCAGCCUUGUGUGUGUUUGUGUCUCUGCCCUGUCCCUGUGGCUGCACUCCUGGCUGCUCGUGCUGAUGUGAGUGGGAGCAGUGCCGGACAGGAGCAGCACGCUCUGUGCGAAGGAGGCCUCUGGGUCUGUGCAUCCUGAGCUAAAGAAGCCCUGACAGCCGUGCUGUGGUGUGUCCCUGUGAGACACCUCUGUGUGAUGCAGGCUCACCAGCCAGGGCAGGGUGAUGUUAUGAAUCAGCGCUCGGUGUGUUCAGCCUUCCCAUGGAUGUUGUUUGAAAUCAGCCUUAUCCUUAGUGAUGGCUGCAGUGAUACCUGGACAGAGAAACUUUACGAGAACUGUAACGAGAGUUGUGUCCUUUCAGCUGAAGGCAGCAGCUUCCCUAGCUGGGAAAUACAGCCUUUGCUGCUGGUGACUUCAUUCUCAGCCCAGCAUUUGGACUGGCGCAAUUAGCAAUCACCAUACAGUGAUCAAAAUUAAAAACAAUUUUUUGUUUGGUUCUUUACUCUUUAAUUUGGUUCCCCUUGCAGUCCUCUGUGGUGUUGUGUUAAUGGUGUAAAGGUGUGGCAUUGGGGCCGGAGGGAAGGAGGAAGGCAGCAGUUACUGUUGCCACAUCGCAUCCCCGGGAAUGGGAUUGGUGUGCAUUGCUGCUGUGUGGAGCUCUGGUCCAGCAGGGCUGUGUUCCUCACCUCCAGUGCCCGCGUUCUGGGGAAGUUAACGGCUCGAGAUGGUAAUUAGUGAAUGAUUGCAGGGAGAUUCUGAAGUUUGUUUGUUUAUAUACUGAGUAAGUUUAGUGAGAAAAAAAUAAGUAAUAGCUUUUCUAUGCUGUAAGUAGGGUAUGUAGCUUGCUUUAUCAUGCAAAGAAUUACAGCUGUUUAGUUGCUAGUGAGUUGCUCUGUGGUGUGUAAUUGAAUCCAAAUCCCCAUACAUUAUAUAUGCUUCCUCUGUAACUUCUUUGCACAAAUGUGUCUAGUUGAGUUUCAAAGAGCUCGGCUUAAUACACAUCUACAGUUACGUCUUUCAUAAAGUUCUUUCAGUGCCUCCAUGGAAAGUCUCAUUUGCAGCUUAAUAACUGGAGGUUUCCCCAUUUAUAGUUGGAGUUUGCCUCUUUGUAGUUUCAGCCCCUGCCUGCAGUUACAGACGUGUGUUUCGCAUUAGGGAGGGUUCCUUUCAUUGCAGUGAGCCCAGGCGUUCAGGAGUGCUGCAGCCGGUGCGUGGUGCUGCCACUGGGGCUCCGUGUCAGCCCCAAAGCUGUGGCACUGCUGGCGUCCAGCUUUCCCAGUUGGGGCAGCUCGGAGCUGAGAUUUGGUUUCCAGGUGAGGUGAUGCAGCUGCUCAGAAAGAACUUGGUGUGUGUGGGAGGAAAAGUUGAAAAUGGCACUUUCUUGCAGUGUCUGUGCGAUAGCAGGUGUGUGCUGCUUGCUGUUCAUAGGUUGUUCACUAAUUGUGGUUACUGGAUUGUGACCCACUCUACCACAUUGGUCUCAAAUACCUGACAUACUUUUUUUGCCUGUAUUCUGAAUGUUUGCUUGCUUGUAAUAUUUUGUCCUCGCUGGCAUUCGCGUUGCUGUCAGUGUGAUGCCAUUUGUGCAUGUGGGGCGGUGCCCUCUCCUGAGUGCCUGGCUCCUGAAGCUGUGUGCCUGUGCCCUUCCCUGGGCAGCUUCUGCCUUCCAGGUGAGGGGGUGGCUGUGCAUCUGAAUGGAGGCUGUGCAUCCAUGGCAAGAACGUGGCUGUCUGCUCAUCUGUCCUCCUGUCCCCUUCCCCUUGCCUGCCCUGACGCUUUCUGCUGUGGGUGCUGCUCACAGGAGAGGUGAUGAAGGCAAUGGUGCUGCAGGCAGUGAGCAGGAUUCAGCUCUGCAGUGACAGGUAGAGCAGAGGGCUGGGCCUGCUCUGUUGCCGAUGGUGUGCGGGGCACUGGAAGCAACAUCCUGGGAGCUGUGUGCCUUGCAUCCCUCCUGUGGUGCUGCUUUAUGCCUGCUGAGGGACCGGCACCUUGGGAAGGUGGAACUGACUCUCAGUGUUCUGCUGUGCGUUCUUCAUGAGCCAAGUGCCAAAUAGCCUGUUGGGUUGGUAAGUGUUCUGCGAAUGAGAGGUGUACCAAGUCAAAUAGUGGCAAAUGUGUGUGCAGUUUGGAGGGAAGCAGGCAGCACGCUAUGCACUGUUAUGGACCAGCUGCGUAUCGGUAUGUAUCUGUCUUCCCUUCUUUCCAGUUUUACUGGCUGGACUCAGAGCAAAGGUGACAUUGCUGCCCUCCACACCAGGUCACUGUGUUCAUAAUGGAGCGAGCUGUGUGUGUGUGUAAGUAGUGCAACCCCAAAUUUAAGAUGCAGCCAGAGGUGGGGUUUGAGGCAGCGGAGCAGAUUCCAGCUGCAGAGUAACUUACCACAAAGUAUCUGCAGGGUGCAUCCAGCCCGCAGCAGCCAAACCAGUUCAGCCAGUACAUCACGUGUGACAUCACUCAAUAUUUGGGGUAAGGGUGAAAAUGAGCUGGUUCAGGGGUGGUGAAGCACCCGCUUUUCUUCAAUGGCCGUGCAUUUGCAAGUGAGCAUCGUAUGCUUCCCACUGCGCUGUGAGGGGUCUCAGCUGAGUUCUGAUUCAGCUUUGUAUGCUGGGGCUGAUUGUGAAGGAGGAAAGCACUGGCUUGUUUGCAAGGGAACGUAGCAGUAAUCCACAGCAAAUGUGUUUGGUUUUAACCUUCAAGCGCACACACAUAUCAGUAGAUACAGAAAAGGUAAUAUAUGCUAGUUUGGUGUGACCAGCAGGUUAACAUUUAGUACAGAAUACCUUGGUGGGUAGACUGGGGGCUGGGGGCAGCUGGUGUUACUUACCCAGUUAUUGAAUGUGUAGGUAGUUCAAAAACACCUUCCUUAAUUGGCCAUUUAAGAUAUUAAUGCAUUUUUCUCAGAUUAAGUGCAAAAAUGCGUGCAUCAGUGGCACCAGCAGUACUGUAACGGAUCUGUGUGUUGUUGCAGCUUUAAACCUAACGCGUUUUAAUAUUUCUGCUAAACCCUUUUUUCCACCUUUGCUCGCUGGCUGUACAGGACAGGCUCUGUGGGUUUGGAGACACUGAGAGCAGAGUGGAUUUGGAACGACUUUGUGGCAAAAUGAAGAAUGGUCAGCUUGGAAAUAAUGUCCUUCUGGUUUGUGUCUGCCUGCUUCCUCUGGGAGGCUUUGUCAAAUAGAGGCAGUUCUGCUGGAAGCGGUGGAUGGGUUUCAGAGCAGUUCAGCUGUGCUGAAUACUUGCAGUUUGGAGCAGACAGUUCCAGUCUUUCACCAUCUUUUAGUGCAGUGCCUGAGUGGUCUUCAGUGUACUUCUUUCAGAAUUCAGAAACGUACUUGAAGACGGGCUCAUGUUGGACUUGAUGUGCACCAGGGAUAACAGUGUGUUAGCCAGUGGAAGGCAAUGUGGAUAAUGAGCUGAGAUGUCCUGUGAGAGGAAAGCUCGGAGCGGGGUUUCAGCAGUACUGCAGCAGUUUGCAGCCCAGAGGCAUGGCGAGAUCUGUUUAUUUAACACCCACAGCUCUUUGAUAUGGAACGUCACAGAAGUGCUGGAAAACAGAACUUGGCGCUUUGUAUUUGGGAUGUUAGGGGGUUGAAUACAGUCUUAUAGAACUGGAUAUAAAGGUACAAGGGCUGCUCCAAAAGUAAUGCCUCCUAUUUUAUUAUAUUGGCCCACAAUAUCUGGAAUGGAUGUUGGUGGGAUGGCAGUAGAGGUAGAACCUUCCCACCAAUACGCCAUGACACUUUGUUGCUGUGUGACAGAUGGCAGCAGAGCGGACGGUCUGACAGAACAGAGUCUGUCAUGGAAGUGAGUAUGAAGUAAAGGGGUGUCACUGAAUUCCUCCAUGUGGAAAAAAUGGCACCCGUGGCAUUCGUUCAUGCUUUCUGAGCAUUGAUGGAGACCAAAGAGUGGAUGUAGCACAGUGAGGGGUGGGUGGUGCAUUUCAGCAGUGGUGAUGGUGACGUGAAAGACCAGCCACGUUCUGGGCAGCCACAUGGAUUUCGACAAGUGCAGCAUGCAGGCUGUUGUUCGUUGCUGGUGAAAAUGCACAGCUAAUGGUGGUGACUAUGUUGAAAAAUAGCGUUUUUUAGCUGAGAACGUACUCUAUCAAAGCGUUAUAUUACACUUAAUAUUGGUUGUUGUUUCCGUGGAACUAAAUAGGAGGCAUUACUUUUGGAGCAACAUAUGUAGAAGUCUGAAAAUUCUUAAAGCCAUUUUUCCUGAUUUCCCUUUUCUUUGUGUAAAUGUGAAGGGCUGUGUAGGAGUAGCAUUGAUAACAGUGAUACCAUAGCUCUAAGUCUGAUCCUCACGUAGAACUUGACAGUAUUUCAGCAGUAGCACAGUGCAUUUUCUGUAGUCUCCAGUUGCUGGAAGAGAAUGAAGAGGUUCCUGCUUGGAUAGUGACCAGUUGCCUUUUUUUCCCCGUGUCUAGAAAUGCAAUUUGCUUUCGGCAGUCAGGCUGUACUGAGAUAAGGCAGUUUGGGCAUCAUGUUGUAUUUAUUUGUUUGUUCCCUUCAGGAGACUUUCAAUUCUGGAUCUGCUUAAGCACAGACAGAAUGAAUGCAGCUUCAAUGUUCAUUGAGUCAGGCUGUGGGUAGCUGGAUUUCCUUCUUCAUUGGAGCUACAGAACUAACAGCUUCUGGAGUGUUUCACCUGGUUAUGUGCUACCUGCUUAAUGGUACUGAGGGCCAAACCUGGUUUCUGGAGGAGAGUAGGUACUACUGACAGUUGGAACACAGGUAACUGCAAAUAGUAUGAAUUAAGCUCUGGGUCACAAACCACGUGCAGACCUUCAUUGGUAGCAGCAGUGUCAGUAGUGCAGCUGUGGCUUUUCACGUUUCUGCUUUCCUUUUCCUCUGCUUAUUCUUCCUGUGUGGUUUUCAUCUCCUCUGGUUCAGGUGCUGCCUGGGCUUCAGCCCUGUACCGGUAAAACAACCCGCUUAAAAACUGACACCAUGCUUUGCAAGGUAGCAGCCAUGCACAUAGGUGUCUGUGUCCUUGUUUCCUUAACGUGUACUUAGUGCUGAGGAAAUAAGCAGCAGUUAAAUUGAACUGAAAUGUUCCAGAAAGGGAAACUUAAUUUUUUUUUUAAGCUUUGUAUUUUAACAUCUUUACCACAGCAUUUGAUAACAACUGCUUGUUGCUUCUAAUAUGAUCCUUCUGUUUCAUACUGAAUUUAUUUUAUUCUUCUCAGCAAGUGAGUCUUGUUUUUUAACCUGUUUUUUUUUUUCAUCAGGCGUAUGCUUUGGCUUGCAACUUAUGUCCUGCAGUGUAUCUUCCCAAGUGGGAAAAAGUUGGUGUGGGAGGGAUAGGAGCUGCUGGAGAGGACAGAAUUGUUCUGGAAAGGAUUAUUGGGGUGUUCCUCUGGAGGACAGAAAGUUCUGCAGUUCCUGUCUCUGUAACUGGUCAUAAUGGGUCUCUGCAGGGGAAGCCAUCUCUUCAUCUUGAUAUUAGCAUCGAUUAACUGAAGAAUAUUGAGAAAGUUAUGCAAAACUGGGUCUCACUUCACCUGCUGCUGUUCAUAAGUAGCUCUUGUUCAGCAGUUCUCUUUGCUGUGCCCCAUGUUUUGCUGGUAGGCAGCCUUUGAGAGAUGCUAACGUUAAUGCAGUGUGAGUCCAUGCCCUGAAUGCUUUGCCUCAGCCCAUUCACCUGCUGGUUGUCUUAGGGGAUCACCUGUGCAGUGGAAGCAUUUGGAUUAAUCCCAUUGCAAACUACUGAUGGUAGUGAGCCAACAUUGAGAUUCUUUGUGGCACCUCUGAAUAACCAAAGUGGUGUCAAAUCCUGGUACUGUUGAAUGCUAAAUGUUGGAUUUUGACCUGGGCACUGCAUGAUGGCUAUUUCUAUGCUCUGAGGCUGCCACAGAGAGCAGCUAUCUGCUGCAGCAGGCCUUCACCCUGCACCGCCCCUUUGCCUCUUCAUUGCACUCGCAGCUGUUGGGGGGAGUAAAUAAGGUGAAAGAGAGUGAAUUGAACUUCCUGAUUUGGGGGUUAAUUUUAGGCUACGUGUGUUCACUCAUGUUGGUUGGUCUCACAGACGGGUGGGCAGUUGGGCUGGGGUGGGAGGCAGUGCAACUCUUAAACUGUACAGAACUUCAUUAACUUUUUUUUUUGUUUUUAACUCUUCUAAGAACCUUAUUUGACAGUGGGCCCUUUCUCACCCGAGGAGGGCGAUAGGAGAUGGGGCUGUAGCAGGGUUGCAAGCAUGAGUGUCAAACUGCCGCUUAGUGCCGACACCUGGUUUUACCAUUACAGAAACCACUUCGGGGAUGAAGUUGCUCCCAUUGCAGAUCUACUUCUGAGUAUCUUCACUUCCGUUCUUACUUUGAACAAGGGUAUUCCUUGUACCUAAAAAUACUCUCCAUUUUCCAACUCUGAGGCAUGUUCAACGUUCUCACCUGUAUUAAGUGGGUUACUAUUUUCAGGUUAAAGUAAAUGUAAAAUCUCCAACAGUCAUAAUGUAACCACUGAAGGGGGAAGGGAAGUUCCUGCUCAAGCCACAUUUCUUCUCAUACUUCCAGCACAGUGGCUAAAAUCACCUCAAGGCUGUGUCCAGGUGCUCAGACCUGGAGCUGGUGCUUCCUGCAGCCUUCCCCAUGUCCUGCACUGAUGUCAGAGAUGUGCUGGAUCUGAUGUUUGCAGCAGCAUGCUUAGAAGCUGUUGGAGGUAAACUUUCCAGAUAGAGAGACAGGUUGGAGGAGAAGAUUGAUUUUAGUCAUAUUAAAGUUAACUUCUGGUGCAUCUUUUGCUGUUCACACAUAGUUCACAGGUUAGACUUGAGCAUUAAACUGAUUUUAUGUUGUUGACAGGGCUUAGUUAGUGUACCCUAAGCAAAAUACUGGCUGAGAUUAGCUAGGCUAGUGUUAAUUUUUGGUCUCUUGUUUUAGUACGCCUUGAAAUGUGUGUCAACCACCUCAGAUCCAUGCUUUAUUAAGUCAAAGGAUGGCUGUACAGUAAAAGCACUUGACAUUUUGGCAGGGUACAGUUUUGUUAAUAGGGAUGUGAGUGUUUUCUGAAGGAGGAAAUUUUUUGAUGUUAUUAGGAUUGUUGAGUAAUUUAUGGGUCAUUCACACUCUAAGCAUUGGACUGUUGCUCAUUGUACAAAGCUAGUUAACCCCUCAGUGUUGCAAACCCCUUCUUGGUGGUAGUGAUUCGUUUCUGGUUCCUAUGUCACGCUCAGGAAUUGGUGUGGGCAGUCUGGUCGCCUGGGGCUCCAGAGGGGAUGCCCUGCUCGCUCCUUGGCCUCGUGCAAUGUCUGCAGCUGAGCUGUCUGCUUCCCCAGGCACUGCCUGGAAGCUGGGGGAGCUGCUCAGGGCUGGCACAAGCCUGCUGUAUGCCCCCGUGUUUCCUAGGGAAGUGUGUGUUGGGAAGACAGGCUGUGGAAAUGGGUCAGUACUUCCCAAGGAGUGACUCUGGCCUACAUGCUGGUUGCAGUCAGAGGAGUGCCUGCAGCCUGGAACCACACAUGGCUAUUGUACGAGCAGAAUGUGUUGGUUCUGAUUGCAGCCAUGUCUCCAUGCUCUUCAGAUGUGCACAGGGGCCAGAGGGGUGUCUGCUCCCAUCCCUGCUGGCACUGUGAUAGUGAUAGUAUGGCUGCCUGCCCAGCGAGGAGGGGCACCGCUGCUCUGAUGGAUAACAUGCAGCUUCCGCUGCUGCGUGCUGGCUUUCUAUUUAAAAUGUGGCUGUAUGUUUGAUCAUAUUGACUAGUUGUCUGGGAGCUGGAAUGCUUGCCUCGCCCUGCCAUGGUUGUCUGCCACUGACAUUCGCUCACUGAUAUCUGUCAGUGCUGGUGGUGCUGCGGGGUGCGUGCAGCCGCCUGGCUCUGUGCAGGGGCUGUGCCUGCCCUGCUCACGGCAGCAGAAGUGCUUCUGAGGUGGUAUUGCAGUUCAGUACCUGGACGUAGCUGAAGAAUUCCGUUUUUUGGCCUAGCCAGGCUGUUUAACUGUCUGGUGAGAUUGAAGAGAAAAUACAGACUGCUGUAAAAGUGCUGCUUGUGGUGUGAAAUGCUGCCUUCUUCCUUCAGAACUCUGACAGUUCUUUCAGGUGCAUUUUUUCAAGCUACAGUCAAGUAAGAGGAUUGGAAUUAAGUUACUAAAGCUAAAUGGAGGUGCUUUUGCAAAGCGUUGACAAAGCAGCUGUGUGGCUAGCAAUGCACACAGCUGCCUGACACAGGUUUUUGCAUGUAUGCCAUGGCUUCUGCUGGUCUUCCUUUCAGUUCUAAAGCUUGAAAGCACAAUCUAGUACUGAAAACACUUUUCAGGACUAAUUAAUGAAUUGGGAACAAUGUGCUUUUUGUCUAAUGAUUUUCUCCCCUCCUCAACCUCAUUUUCACCUUAAGGUAAAACACCACGGGGGUCAUGAAGCUGCAUAAGCAGGCUUUGAUGCUGGGCACUGGGCAUCUGUAUGGCUGGCACUUGGGCUGCUGUGCGUGGGUUUCUGAGAUCCAUCCAACCAAGUGCACCAGGUUCUUAACUUUGGAUGUGAAGGGGACCCAGAAUUUUGCUGGAGUGCUUUGGACGCUGCUGUCAUGAGUUCACCUGUAUGCGCAUGGAGGGGCAGGAAGGUUGACUCUCUGAUCACUGUUAAAUCCAUAUCUCAGUCAGACUUUGGCUGAUAAUGCCUGAAGCUCAUUUCAAGUUGGAAUCAGACCUGGAUGUAAUGACUGGAGCUCUGCUUCUCUUCUGUUGGUUCGGGGUGUAUAAGAAAGUAACACAGCACUUCUAGCUGGAGAUGCAGAUGAUCCUCCAAGAAUUACUCAAAACCCUGUCAUUAAUGGGAAUGUAGCAAUGGCUGAUGGACACAACAACACUGAAGAAGACAUGGAAGAUGAUACAAGUUGGCGGUCAGAGGCUACCUUUCAGUUCACAGUCGAACGCUUCAACAGAUUGAGUGAGUCAGUUCUCAGCCCUCCCUGCUUUGUACGGAAUUUGCCAUGGAAGAUCAUGGUCAUGCCACGACUCUACCCGGACAGACCUCACCAAAAAAGCGUAGGAUUCUUCCUCCAGUGCAAUGCAGAAUCUGAUUCCACGUCAUGGUCUUGUCAUGCACAAGCAGUUCUCAAGAUAAUAAACUACAAAGAUGAUGAAAAAUCAUUCAGUCGUCGUAUUAGUCACUUGUUCUUUCAUAAGGAAAAUGACUGGGGCUUUUCCAACUUUAUGGCCUGGAGUGAAGUUACUGAUCCUGAAAAGGGCUUUAUAGAAGAGGACAAGGUUACUUUUGAAGUCUAUGUUCAGGCAGAUGCUCCCCAUGGAGUGGCGUGGGAUUCAAAGAAGCACACAGGAUAUGUUGGCUUAAAGAACCAGGGAGCAACUUGUUACAUGAACAGUUUGUUACAGACUUUAUUUUUCACAAAUCAACUACGAAAGGCUGUGUACAUGAUGCCCACUGAAGGAGAUGAUUCAUCCAAAAGUGUUCCUUUAGCAUUGCAAAGAGUGUUUUAUGAGCUGCAACAUAGUGACAAACCAGUUGGAACUAAAAAGCUAACAAAGUCUUUUGGGUGGGAAACUUUAGACAGCUUCAUGCAACAUGAUGUCCAGGAGUUAUGUCGAGUGCUGCUUGAUAACGUGGAAAAUAAAAUGAAAGGCACAUGUGUAGAAGGCACUAUUCCUAAAUUGUUCAGAGGAAAGAUGGUGUCUUAUAUCCAAUGCAAACAUGUAGACUAUCGAUCUGAACGAAUAGAAGAUUAUUAUGAUAUCCAGCUAAGUAUAAAGGGAAAGAAAAAUAUUUUUGAGUCCUUCAUUGACUAUGUUGCAGUGGAGCAGUUGGAUGGUGAUAACAAGUAUGAUGCAGGAGAGCAUGGCUUGCAGGAGGCAGAGAAAGGUGUGAAGUUCCUAACGUUGCCACCAGUACUACAUCUGCAGCUCAUGAGAUUUAUGUAUGAUCCUCAGACUGAUCAAAACAUCAAGAUAAAUGAUAGGUUUGAGUUUCCUGAACAGUUGCCACUAGAUGAAUUUUUGCAAAAAACAGAUCCUAAAGAUCCAGCAAAUUACAUUCUUCAUGCAGUUCUAGUACACAGUGGAGAUAACCAUGGUGGACAUUAUGUUGUUUACUUAAAUCCAAAGGGUGAUGGAAAAUGGUGUAAAUUUGAUGAUGAUGUUGUAUCAAGAUGUACCAAGGAAGAGGCGAUUGAACACAACUAUGGAGGCCAUGACGACGACUUAUCUGUACGGCACUGCACUAACGCGUACAUGUUGGUUUACAUCAGGGAAUCGAAAUUAAGUGAAGUCUUGCAGCCUGUUACGGACCAUGAUAUUCCUCAGCAACUUGUGGAAAGGCUACAAGAAGAGAAAAGAAUAGAGGCUCAGAAGAGGAAGGAGAGGCAGGAAGCUCACCUCUACAUGCAAGUGCAGAUAGUAGCAGAGGAUCAGUUCUGCGGCCACCAAGGCAAUGACAUGUAUGAUGAAGAAAAAGUGAAAUACACCGUUUUCAAAGUAUUAAAAAACUCCACGUUGACAGAAUUUGUUCAAAACCUCUCUCAAACAAUGGGAUUUCCCCAGGAUCAGAUCAGAUUAUGGCCAAUGCAAGCUAGAAGUAAUGGAACAAAAAGACCUGCAAUGUUAGAUAAUGAAGCAGAUGGCAAUAAAACAAUGAUUGAGCUCAGCGACAAUGAAAAUCCAUGGACAAUAUUUUUGGAAACAGUAGAUCCAGAGAUGGCUGCUACUGGAGCAACAUUACCCAAGUUUGAUAAAGAUCAUGAUGUAAUGUUGUUUCUGAAGAUGUAUGAUCCGAAAACUCGGAGUUUGAAUUAUUGUGGACAUAUCUACACACCUAUAUCCUGUAAAAUACGUGACUUGCUUCCAGUUAUGUGUGAGAGAGCAGGAUUUCCACAAGAAACUAACCUUAUCCUCUAUGAGGAAGUUAAACCCAAUUUAACAGAAAGGAUUCAAGACUAUGAUGUGUCUCUUGAUAAAGCUCUUGAUGAACUCAUGGAUGGUGACAUCAUAGUGUUUCAGAAGGAUGACCCAGAAAACGAUAACAGUGAGCUGCCAACAGCUAAGGAAUACUUCAGAGACCUCUAUCAUCGUGUGGAUGUCAUUUUCUGUGAUAAAACCAUCCCCAACGACCCUGGUUUUGUUGUUACUUUGUCCAAUAGGAUGAAUUACUUUCAGGUUGCAAAGACAGUUGCACAAAGACUUAAUACAGAUCCAAUGCUAUUACAGUUUUUCAAGUCUCAAGGUUAUAGGGACGGCCCUGGUAAUCCCCUUAGGCACAAUUAUGAAGGUACUUUAAGAGAUCUUCUGCAGUUCUUCAAGCCUAGGCAACCUAAAAAGCUUUACUAUCAACAGCUCAAAAUGAAAAUAACUGAUUUUGAAAACAGAAGAAGUUUUAAAUGCAUAUGGCUAAAUAGCCAAUUUAGGGAAGAGGAAAUAACAGUAUAUCCAGAUAAGCAUGGGUGUGUGCGGGACCUCUUAGAAGAAUGUAAAAAAGUUGUAGAGCUCUCUGAAAAAGGUUCAGGGAAAUUAAGGCUGCUAGAAAUUGUAAGUUACAAAAUAAUUGGCGUCCAUCAGGAAGAUGAGCUGUUAGAGUGUUUGUCACCCGCAACAAGUCGAACGUUUCGAAUAGAGGAAAUUCCUCUGGACCAGGUAGAUAUAGAUAAAGAAAAUGAGAUGCUAAUCACAGUGGCACAUUUCCACAAGGAGGUUUUUGGGACAUUUGGAAUUCCGUUCUUGCUGAGGAUACACCAGGGCGAACACUUCAGAGAGGUUAUGAAGCGGAUUCAGACAAUGCUGGACAUACAGGAAAAAGAAUUUGAAAAGUUUAAAUUUGCAAUUGUAAUGAUGGGCCGACACCAGUAUCUCAAUGAAGAUGAGUAUGAAGUGAACUUGAAAGAUUUUGAGCCCCAACCAGGCAACAUGUCUCAUCCAAGGCCGUGGCUAGGGCUUGACCAUUUCAAUAAAGCCCCAAAGAGAAGUCGCUACACUUACCUUGAAAAAGCUAUUAAAAUCCAUAACUGACUUAAUAAACCAGAUUGUCGAGGCAAGGGACAAAAUAAGUGUGUGUGUGCACCUUUUUAACAACUGUAGAACUUUGGUACACGUGCACUAUAUCUGAAGUCUUCAGCAAGAGGAUUUGCUGCUGAUGUUAAUUUUAUUUUGUUGAGGCUGUUCAGUUUGGCUUCUCUGUAUCUAUUGACUGCCCUUUUUGAGCAAAAUGAAGGUGUUUUUAUAAAGCUUGGAUGCCAAUGAGAGUUAUUUUAUGGUAAACGUAAUGCAAGGCAAUUGUCAGCAUAAUGAGGGAAGAGUUUAGUAGAACAAUUGACAUUGGCAAAAUAUUUGUCUGUAGUACGUUUAUAGAUGGCAUAAGCUGGCUGGCUGCCUUUCCUGGUAUGGUGUUCACCAUCACUGCAGCUAGUAAGUCUUAUGUUUAGACUCACAUCAGAUUUAUUUCCUUCAGUUAUACUUUAAAUGACAUUUUUGUGCAUUUGUAAAUGCAAAAAACUCACAUCAUCAAUAAAUAGCAAUCUCUACUUCAUUGUGUACAUUGUUGGCACUUAUUUGGGAUUUUUGUCUCCUCCAGCUGCAUAGAAUCUUUUUUAAUAAACUAGUUUUCAUUUAAUUUAGUCACUACUUCGCAUCCCGUUUUGCCAAGCGGAUGCCCUGACUCCUAUAAUGAGAUAUUUGGGUCUUUUUAUGAAAAUUUCAACCAUUGUUGAAUACAGUUGCAAUUUAUUAUGCCAUCUUCUGGCAGAUAGAAUGACACUCAGAGUUGGCAAAAGCAAGUGAAAGGAUUAUAAAUAUCAUUAAUUUAGUUAACGUGGGAAGAGACGGGGAAAACACGAGAAAUAGCCUUUUAGCACAGAGGGGCAUGCUCACUAGUGUUUAGUAAGCUGUUGACUUUGUAUAAAAAAGGAGGAAAAAAAAAGAAAAAAAAGAAGAAAUGAAAUUGUAUAUUUAAUGAAUGAACAUGUACAAUUUAACACUUGGAGGAUAAUUUUGUUGGGUGAGUCUGCAAGUGAAUUUCACUGAUGUUGAUAUUCAUUGUGUGUAGUUUUCUUUCAGUCCCCAGACUGCUUCCUUUUAUUUUGGAGCUAAUGCCAGCCGCGUGUCUAGUUUUGAGUGCAGUAAAGAUAGAAUCAGCAAUUCACACUUAACUUUACAUUCUUUUCCAGUAUUUUAUUUUGUUUCUGUAGCUGCAGUGUACAACAACUCUUCCUGUAUAUUGCCUUUUUUUGCUGGAAAAUGUUGUAUGUUGAAUAAAAUUUUCUAUAAAAUUUUC
Gallus gallus (chicken) is the source of this 13877-nucleotide messenger RNA. It is a transcript of the gene USP7, whose product is annotated as ubiquitin specific peptidase 7. Gene Ontology annotation, cellular component: nucleus; cytosol. Gene Ontology annotation, molecular function: cysteine-type endopeptidase activity; cysteine-type deubiquitinase activity; protein binding. NCBI's taxonomy places the organism in Eukaryota, Metazoa, Chordata, Aves, Galliformes, Phasianidae. The record is from RefSeq and is a predicted model, not a curated record. The transcript has 33 exons. Gene Ontology annotation, biological process: regulation of protein stability; protein deubiquitination. The coding region runs from base 9449 to 12616 and encodes 1055 amino acids.